AUGAAAAACAAAAAGAAGACCCCUAAUGCCCACAAGGCCAAAUUCAAGCCUGGAUCCAAGAAAAGGGAAAAUAAAUGUAUCCUCACAUUUAACGAUAAAGAUAGGGAAGAUUAUCUCACUGGUUUCCAUAAGAGGAAAGUGGAAAGAAGGAAAGCUGCUGUCGCUGAAAUACGCAAGAAGAUCAAGGAAGAACAAAACCGGGUUCGAGAAGAGAGGCAUAAGGAAUACUUGAAAAUGCUGAAGGAGCGACAAGACGCACUUGAGGAAAGUGAAGACGAUCUCGAAGAUGUCAUCACCCAUAAAACAGAAUCAGUUCAGUUUGACCAUCCUAAUCACACAGUCACGGUGACGACCAUCAGUGAUCUUGACCUCACCACUAAUCACCUACUCGAGCGAGUAACGAAUAAGGUCAACGGGAAGAAUGAAGAUCAUGAAAAUGAGGACGAAGAAGAGAACACAAAGACUAUCCCCAAAAAAGCAGGGAAUCCAAUUUUGAACAAAAAGAUUCGCUCGCUGACUGCUUCACUGAGUACAUACACCAGCAAAAGGAAGUCAAAAGGGAAGCAGGAAGGACGAAAAGGACAAGGUCGGCAGACGGACAAGAGGGCUGAUGCGAGAGUUGGCGAGAUCAAAAUCGGCGCAAAGAAGACCACCAAGCGGCAGCGACGCCGCAUGACUGGAAAAAAGCAGCGUCAACAAGACUGA
Messenger RNA from Nerophis lumbriciformis (worm pipefish), 705 nucleotides. The record is from RefSeq and is a predicted model, not a curated record. Lineage: Eukaryota; Metazoa; Chordata; Actinopteri; Syngnathiformes; Syngnathidae.